UAAUACAUGGCCGUUAUCAUCAGUAUCAUCUUCCCUUCCUCCAUUGUCUAUGAGACUCUCUCUGUUCAUCAAAGCUUAGUGAUAAGAGGAAAGAUAGAAAGAAAAUAAGAAGCUUUUGGUUGUUAUGGAGGUUUCAGCAUCAACCAUUUGCAGAGGAUCCCCAUUUAUGUGCUAUGCUCCUGCUACAACAAAAAAUUCUGCUACUUUCUCACCUUUUCUUGUCAAAUCCAUGGCUACUCCGAAGCCCCCUCCUUCAGUGACUAAAAAGAAUUCAGGUACAGCCCCCAUAAAACUUCUCACAAGAAUGGAGCAGCUGAAACUGCUGAGCAAAGCAGAGAAAGCAGGGCUGUUAUCCGCAGCGGAGAAGUCCGGACUCUCCCUCUCAACAAUAGAGAAACUGGGACUCCUCUCAAAAGCAGAAGAGCUGGGUGUGUUAUCCGCCGCUACUGAUCCCGGAACUCCGGGAUCACUCUUAACCCUCAGCUUGGGCUUGCUCCUCCUGGGACCCUUGUUUGUUUACCUGGUGCCUGAGGAUAACCUCGGCGAGGUGGGAUUGCAAGUUGUAGUUGCCUUGCUCUCUGUAGUUGGUGGUUCUGCUGGUUUUGCUGCAUCAAGUUUUGUAUCCAACCUGCAGAAAUCAAAUUAAAUUUGAUGACCUUUUGUUUUUUUGCUACUUUGACUCAGCAUGUUUGUUCUUCAUUGUGCUUCAUCUGUUAUGAAGUUGUUUAUUUGUGCUAAAACACACAUAAAUAAGUGAACGCCCCAAAUGGUUAGAAAUUAUAACAUGUAACAAUCUAAGUGUCUCUACUCAGUAGGUUAAACUUUUGGAUUAAUGUGUUCAUUAAAAGAUCUGGUGCUAUUAUUAAGCUGGUUGGAUUUGAAAAGUUCAAAUUUGUUGGUGGAGAAUUCCAAUUGUUUAAAUUUUAGAAAGGAUGGAGGAUUUGGUUGUUGCGACGGAAAAGGGAAGAUAUCUACGACAAAUUGAACAUGAUAGGAGUUGUACAAUUUUCCAUUCUUGAGAUUGUAGUCCAUCCCCAACAAACGAAUUGCUGUUCCUAUCUCUUUCUUCUUUUCCUAUAAAAUUGCCUAUCAUAUCUCUCAUUUUUGUCUUUUCUAUUCCCUUAUCUCUUUGGAUGUCAGUAGAUUAUGAAGUUUUUUACCAGUUACACCAGAUUAUUGGAGGUGGAUACAGUGUCAGCAGCAGGGAUGAAGAAGAGGAAUGAAUCAUGAGUUAGUUAGUAGAAACUGUUAGAAGACAGUCAUUUGUAGUUGUACAGUUUGUUGAGACUUGAGAGUAAUCACAGUUCUGAUGUGUUAGUUGUAUGCUAAUUGUACAAAUGAACUAUAGUUACUAUAGCUGGUUUUAACAGUUUUCUGUUAA
Lotus japonicus is the source of this 1381-nucleotide messenger RNA. RefSeq lists its product as uncharacterized. The record is from RefSeq and is a predicted model, not a curated record. Lineage: Eukaryota; Viridiplantae; Streptophyta; Magnoliopsida; Fabales; Fabaceae. Bases 125 to 646 code for a protein of 173 amino acids. The transcript is spliced from 2 exons.